Pantherophis guttatus is the source of this 1025-nucleotide messenger RNA. RefSeq names its product olfactory receptor 14A16-like. Lineage: Eukaryota; Metazoa; Chordata; Lepidosauria; Squamata; Colubridae. Gene Ontology annotation, cellular component: membrane. Gene Ontology annotation, biological process: G protein-coupled receptor signaling pathway. The record is from RefSeq and is a predicted model, not a curated record. Gene Ontology annotation, molecular function: G protein-coupled receptor activity; olfactory receptor activity.
UGCAGAAAGUUAGAAAUAGCAUCUAUCAGAAUGAUAGAUACAGUGCAUCUUUCUUUGAGAUUACAGAAGGACAAAAAAUAUCUCAUGAAGCAAUGAGCAAUCAAACAGUCUCUGGAUUUCUCCUUCUUGAAUUUUCAACGAAUUCAGAACUUCAGAUAUUGCAUUUUGUUGUGUUCCUGAUACUAUACUUGGGAAUAGUUACAGCAAAUGUUCUUAUAAUCUCUGCAGUAAUUUUUGACAGUCACCUACAUUGCCCCAUGUACUUCUUUCUGAUGAACUUGGCCAUGCAAGACAUUGGUCAAGUUUCAGUCAUUAUUCCCAAAUCCAUGAUCAAUUCUCUCAAGAAUACUAGAUACAUUUCUUAUUCUGGAUGUGUUGCUCAGGUUUUUUUCCUUAUCUUUUUCAUGGGGUCUGAUUUUUCUCUUCUCACAGUCAUGGCAUAUGAUCGUUAUAUUGCCAUUUGCAAACCUUUACAUUAUGAGAUGGUGAUGAGCAGGACAGUCUGCAAGCAAAUCAUUGCUAGCACAUGGAUAAGCGGUCUUCUUUAUGGAUUAGUACACACUGCAGGAACAUUUGCAAACUCUUUCUGUUCUAACGUUGUCAAUCAAUUUUUCUGUGAAAUACCACGCUUGCUUACUCUCUCCUGCUCAGAGUGGUAUUUUCAUGAAAUUUUAAUUAUUUUAUUAAGUUGUAGUUUAGCUUUAGUUUGCUUUACUUUUGUCAUUCUCUCUUAUACGAAGAUUUUGAUUAUAGUGUUGAAAAUUACGUCAGUUCAUGGGAAACAAAAAGUGCUCUCAACCUGCCUUCCACACCUCAUUGUAUUUUCCAUAUUUAUGUCAACUACAAUGUUUGCUUAUUUGAAGCCCAAUUCUAACAUUGAGUUAUGUCUGAAUUUAUUAUUUACUGUUAUAUAUUCUUUAAUGCCCCCGCUACUGAAUCCAAUAAUUUAUGGUCUGAGAAACAAAGAGAUUGGGCUGGCCUUAGUAAAACUACUAGGUCUCAAUCCUUCUUCAGAAAAGAAAUAA